Molecule: messenger RNA, 2320 nt
Organism: Sorghum bicolor (sorghum)
Lineage: Eukaryota; Viridiplantae; Streptophyta; Magnoliopsida; Poales; Poaceae
Product: vacuolar protein sorting-associated protein 45 homolog
Exons: 13
Coding region: 216-1919 (567 amino acids)
Biological process (GO): intracellular protein transport; vesicle-mediated transport
Cellular component (GO): Golgi membrane
Source: RefSeq, a predicted model, not a curated record
CCACGCUGGAGAUGGGCAUGGGGACCUCCCAACUCCAACUCCCAAGUCUGAUGAUCUGCUACCGUUUCCUUCUUCCCGACUGCACCUGUCCCCGAGGGGAGAAAUCUCGGCAUCCUCCUCCUGAUACCUCGCCGCCGGGGACCCAACUCUGACCCCUACCCCUCCGCAGUCCGCACCAAGCUGCCGCCGCUGCAGCAUCAGCAUCAGCAUCAGCAAUGGUGCUGAUCACUCUCGUCCGCGACUACAUCGACCGCAUGCUCCACGACAUCCCGGGCAUGAAGGUCCUCGUCCUUGACCCCCAAACCGUUGGGAUGGUGAGCGUGGUGUACAGCCAGUCGGAUCUGCUGCGGAAGGAGGUCUUCCUCGUCGAGACCAUGGACAACGCCUCCAGCUCCAGGGAGUCCAUGGCGCAUCUCAAGGCCGUCUACUUCCUCCGGCCCUCCGCCGACAACGUCCAGAAGCUCCGCAGGCACCUCGCCAUGCCGCGUUUCGCCGAGUACCACCUCUUCUUCUCCAGUAUAUUGAAAGUCCCGCAGAUUCAAAUACUUGCUGAUUCGGAUGAGCAGGAGGUUGUGCAGCAAGUUCAGGAGUUCUAUGCUGAUUUUUGUGCCAUUGACCCAUACCAUUUCACUCUCAACAUACAAAACAACCACAUUUACAUGCUCCCUACAGUGGUUGAUCCUCCUGGUAUGCAGAGCUUCUGUGAUCGAGCUGUUGACGGCAUUGCUUCUGUCUUCUUGGCCUUGAAGCGCCGGCCUGUUAUUAGAUUUCAGAGGACAUCAGAUGUUGCAAAAAGGAUUGCACAGGAAACUGCGAGAUUGAUGUAUGAGCAGGAGAGUGGCCUUUUCGAUUUUAGACGAACAGAAAACUCUUCCUUGUUGUUGGUGAUUGACAGGAGGGAUGAUCCUGUUACGCCUUUACUUAACCAGUGGACCUACCAGGCAAUGGUUCAUGAGCUGGUUGGAAUCGAGAACAACAAGGUGGAUCUUAGGGGAUUUGCUAAUGUACCUAAAGACCAGCAGGAGGUGGUUCUAUCAUCGGUUCAAGAUGAUUUUUUUAGAGCUAACAUGUUUGAGAACUUUGGGGACCUCGGUAUGAACCUCAAAAGAAUGGUAGAUGACUUUCAGCAUCUUUCUAAGAACAGCCUUAAUCUCCAGAGCAUAGGUGACAUGGCAAAGUUCGUGAGCAACUAUCCAGAGUAUCGAAAGACACAUGGAAAUGUAACGAAACAUGUCAAUCUGGUGAGCGAGCUGAGCAGAAUUGUGGAGGAAAGGAAACUUAUGCUAGUUUCACAGACAGAACAAGAGCUAGCAUGUACUAGUGGACAAGCAGCAGCCUUUGAGGCUGUCACUUCCUUGCUAAACAAUGAAAGGGUAUCUGAUAUUGAUCGCUUGCGAUCAGUAAUGCUCUAUGCUUUGCGGUAUGAAAAAGAGAGUCCAGUUCAAUUGAUGCAACUUUUCAACAAAUUGGCUUCUCAUUCUGCCAAAUACAAGUCAGGGCUUGUUCAAUUCCUCCUUAAGCAAGCUGGCAUUGAUAAGAGAACAGGCGACUUGUAUGGGAACCGUGAUCUGUUAAAUAUUGCUCGCAAUAUGGCUCGUGGGCUUAAGGGAGUUGAGAAUGUCUACACCCAACACCAGCCUCUUAUCUUCCAAACGAUGGAAGGAAUUGUGAAAGGGAGAUUGCGAGAUGUUGACUAUCCACUUGUUGGCAAUCAUUUCCAGCAGGGCAGGCCUCAAGAUGUUGUCAUAUUCGUUGUUGGAGGGACAACUUACGAGGAAGCAAGAUCGGUAGCCCUUUAUAAUGCAGCAAAUCCGGGAGUUCGUUUCUUCCUUGGAGGUUCAGUGGUUCUAAAUUCAAAGAGAUUUCUUGAAGAUUUGGGAGAGGCACAAAGGAUAUCAAAAUCAAGCACUAUAAUAUGAGCUGAAUGGUUUUAUCUCUUGUUUGAAGAGUACCAUAGUAUGAUAAUUGACAGUGUUGACUCCACUUUUGCACAGAAUCAAAUUUGUGAUAAAUCUGUAACAUAGUUCUAGGUGCGUAGAAUCAAAUUUCGUGAAGAUCUGUAGCUGCUCCAGCUUCAACCUUCUAUAUGUUUUCAUGGUCAUUGUUUUUCCCUUAUUUAGUUGAAGCAAUGAUCUAGAUUUUAUUGAAACAUGUUCUUUGUCUUGUUACGAUUGUUGAUAGAGAUUGACAGAUUGUACCGUUGGGUCGUAUAUGCCACUCCUGGAUCCUGUAUGCAAAGAAAGAAGUCAGUACAUUGUACAUUUUUUAAGUUUCUUUCGUAUCUACAUUAUGAUUUAUGAAUUGUGGGAGUUGUUCUGUC